CUCAUAAUCCUUACUACAAACCUUACCAUAAUUUCUUUAGAGACCACUGAAGAGGGAAAAAAAAAAAAGAACCAUGAAAUACAAUGAGAUUUCCCAUUUCAGCCACCCCCAACACAUUCUAAAAUUUGAGUACACUGAAGUUCCAUUCAAAUGUGAUGGGUGCAAAGAAGUUGGCAUAGGCUCACGUUAUCGUUGUUCCUUCUGCGAUUUCGAUCUCCACAUGCACUGUACCGUACCAUCCCUUUCGAUUUCUCACCCUUUCUACACAAAAUGUUCCUUUCAGUUCCUCUCAAGGCCCCCUGGUGACACCCCUCGUUACUGCAAUGCCUGCGAAAAGGACGUUACUGGCUUCGUUUAUCAUUGCAAAACGUGUGGAUUCGAUCUACAUCCAUGUUGUGCAAAGCUACCAAUGGUGUUAGAUGAUGGAGAAGUGAAACUAUAUCUGUAUAGGAAGGUAAGAUCACCAUGUCAUAGAUGUGGUCGAAAAGGGAGGAGUUGGAGUUACCAGUCAGCUUGCAAAAAGUAUAACUUGCAUGUGGCGUGUGUUAGAGAAAUGUUAGUGGAGAAUUGGCAUGAAUUAUACUUCGGAGGUGGUAAAGGUUCCAGGAAAUUGCAGAGCCAAAUUCCGAGCUUGAAGAACACACUUCAAACCCCUCAUAAAAGGAGUAAAGGUAAGGUUAAGAAAUGUUGUGAAAUGGCUGCUUUGGCUUUGCAAUUCAUAAUCUCAGCUGUACUUGGUGAUCCAACCGCUCUUAUUGCUGGGGUUAUUGGAACUUUGAUGUCUAGAGCCUGAAAACAUUGUCUGGUUGAUGCACUAUAAUGUUGGUGCCUGUAAAACUAAAACCAAAUAUGACAUCCACAAUGUUUAUUUUAGUUUCUGUUGUGAAUAAAUUCUAUUUUCUUCAAA
Messenger RNA from Gossypium raimondii (Peruvian cotton), 907 nucleotides. RefSeq lists its product as uncharacterized. The transcript has a single exon. Bases 74 to 793 code for a protein of 239 amino acids. NCBI's taxonomy places the organism in Eukaryota, Viridiplantae, Streptophyta, Magnoliopsida, Malvales, Malvaceae. The record is from RefSeq and is a predicted model, not a curated record.